UAUAGAUGAUUUCAUAUAUUCCCUACAGCAGAUUUAUCUCGAGUGGAUAUUGUAUUCGAUAUUUUUAUGAAAUAUUUCCAUUGGCAAAAUCUUUAUAACAAUUGGAUGUAACAAUUUCUUAAUGUACAGUAAAUAUUUGCAAAAACUCAUAAACCCAUUUCUUUGAUUUUUUCAGACAGAGAAUAUGGCAUCUUAUUAUAGUUCCUAUGAGAAGGAUGAAGGCCGAUAUCCUUGUGUCAAGAGAGUGUAUGUAGGAAAAGAACAUGUAGAUUUCUCGUACCAAUUUGUCAAGGACAGCAGGAGCAGAUAUAACAUUUCAUUAGGCCAAGAUCAGGAGUACAUCAAAAAGGACAGUUCUAGCAAACAAAUUGUAAAAGAUAUAUCUAAGAAGUUAAUUGGGGAUCCUAAAAAAUAUAUAAAUUAUUAUCACUUGCACGGCGCAUGUUUGAUGCAAUCUGGUGGUUUCAAAAUCUCAAUAUCCUCCUGGCAGGAACAACCACGUGUACCAUCAUCAGAUGAACCAGACGAUGAUAGCAGCGUUUUUUAUAAUUAUAUUGAUCUCGAGUUUGAUAAAGCCGUAUAUCCGAUCAGAGUUUCUAUAUAUGAAAUGUAUCGUCCUGGGUAUAUCACUCAAAUUUGGGCUCACAAUUCUGAAGAAAAUCGGUGGUUUCCAUUAUGGAAUGGUAAAUGUCAGACUCCUGUACCAGAGGAUUCACGGCUAUUUUCCCCGCCUUUGCAGUUUUGUGACUUCAAAACCAAAAGGCUUAGAUUAAAAUUUACGUACAGUUUUCUGUAUUAUGAGACAAAGUUAGCAGCUGUGAUGCUUAUCGGUACAUCAAAAUUAAUCCUUUCUAAAAAUACGGAAGGAAUUUUCACUAGUAUAUUAAAGAAUGUGAAGGGCCAACAUUUGAUCACCGAUAAUUUAACGCCUAUUGAUAAACGUGCACACAGGGAUAUAAGGCGUCUCCGAAAAAAUUUUUCUUACUACUGUACCAUUUAUACGAGCCACUUGCAUUCGAAUUAUGCACGGAUUAGAAAAUGUUCCAAACUUUCUUUAGAUAGUUCCAAGAAGCUCACACAUUGCGGUUUUUCUACUCUGCCUGAUGAAAUGAUACUAAAAAUAUUAAAGUACUUGGAUAUAAGGUCGUUGUGCCAUAUGAGCACAAUGAAUAAACGUCUUAAUGACUUAACACGAGAUGGUUCUCUGUUUAAGUGCUUGAAUUUAGUAAAUUUGCGCCACAUGUCUUCUAUGCAUAUAGAUAAUAUUAUAUCAUACUUUACAUCUAGAUGUAAAUAUUUGCAAAAGUUGGAUAUUGCAUCAAGCGAUAUUUUCUCUUUGGAAUUAGAAAAUCUUCUUGAAAUUUGCAGUGAGCGUUUAACACAUUUACGAUUACGCAACUGCACAUUGUGUAGCGCUGUUUUAGAUGACAUUGCGGUAUUUUGCAAUAAUUUGCAAGUAUUGGAUCUCAGUUGUUGUAUUUUUGAAGAUUUACUUGAUGAAUCGAUAUUGCCUGCAGAUAUUACACUUUGUGUUUGCAAAAUAUUACAAAGAAAUCCUCGAAUACGUGAGUUAAAUUUGAGCUCUGGAAACCCGCCAUUAGAAGAUUUCUUUUAUGUCUACCUUAAUGUGGACUCAAUUGCCAUACAAUUGAGGGAUUCUUGCGCAGACUUGGAAAUACUUAAUAUACUUGACUGUUCAAUUACAUCGCUAGGUAUUGAUGCUCUAGCCGAGUGUAAAAACUUACGGAAACUGAGCAUUGAGAAUGUUUUAAUCGAUGAAUCAAUUGAGCCAAUCGGUGAGGAUAGCUUGCGUAGAUUGUUUUCCGCCUGUCAACGGUUGGAAGAAAUUAAGUUGGAGAAUUUCCAUGAUAAUGUCGGCGAAUUACUGACUCUGUGUAAAAACUUAAAAGAAGUGCAUUUAGAAGUGUUACCUCUAAACGUGUUAACACUUCCCUUGCAGUGUCCAAAAUUGCAAAAGAUUUAUUUUGUGGAAGGUGACGAAGAAUUAAUUCACCGGAUGGAGCAAGAAUAUCCACAUGUGUCCUUGUGUUAAUUAGAAUAUUAACAUAAUUUUUCUAUAUUGUACAUGUACGCAGAAGAGGGAUUGAUGUAAUGGCUGCGUAAUUUUCUCUCACAGCGGAACAGUCUAAGUUAUCUUUCACAGAUUUUGAUAGACUUUGAAUAUGUUGUAGAAAUAUAGAUCAAAAAUAUGGUUUAACUUUCCACGUAAUCUCAACUAUUAAAAGUUGAAAUAGUCUCUUAAAAUUAAUUUAUGAGUGAAAUUUCCUUAUCCCAUUAUGCAAUUUGUGUGAGAGAUGAAGACAAGGUAUAUUAUAUUGUAUAAAUUAAUAUAAUAAAAUUGGCUCAAAUAUGUUAAACACAAAUUGGAGGAAUAAAGGACUACGAGCCGUAACAGGGUGUAGUGUGUA
Molecule: messenger RNA, 2429 nt
Organism: Vollenhovia emeryi
Lineage: Eukaryota; Metazoa; Arthropoda; Insecta; Hymenoptera; Formicidae
Product: F-box/LRR-repeat protein 4-like
Exons: 7
Coding region: 185-2053 (622 amino acids)
Biological process (GO): SCF-dependent proteasomal ubiquitin-dependent protein catabolic process
Cellular component (GO): SCF ubiquitin ligase complex
Molecular function (GO): protein binding
Source: RefSeq, a predicted model, not a curated record